AAACUUUUAAAAAACAUUAUUUAAUCUGAAAGAUCUCUUAGAUAUGUUGAAGAAGAAGGCGGAAGGUACUUAAUUUAAAAAGCUACAGAUUAUCCGUAUCACGAAACACAUAUGAUAGCAGAUAUCAACUUCAAAAUAUCUAAAAAUAAUCAAAUUUACCUAAAUAUAUAGUCAAUCUAAAGUUCUACAAAUCAUUAGGUGGUGACUGUCAAAUAAUCAACAAACAUCAUGUCAGCCCUACAGUCAAAUAUAACGAGUUCGAUAAACAAAACUAGUUCAACACCUCUUAAUAAAUGUCAUUUGGCAUAUGCAAACAUUUUAUUAGUUGUAGGAUAUUUAUUGGUGAUUGUUAUCGGAUCUAUUGGAAACACAUUAGUUGUUAUUAUUUUUAAGUUUAAACUGAAGAAAAGACCAAUUAUUGAUUUACUUAUUUUUUACCUGGCUGUGUUUGAUGGGUUAGGUUCAUUAUUUAACCCAUUGGUUUUUUUAUAUUGGACGUUAACCUGCUAUCAACGGUGGGAUUUUGGAUGGCUUGGGUGUAAAAUAAUACCACCAUUCAGCCGAAUAGUUACAAAUAUAUCGACUGGUGUCAUACUUAUAAUGGCGAUUGAUAGAUGUCGUUCAAUAGUUUUUCCGUUAAAAAGACGUUUUCGACGAACAACUAUACACAUUGCUAUGUUUGCUACAGUUGCAAUAUCGAUUGUCUGGGAAGUAUAUUAUAUAAAAUCUUUAAUAAUAGAUAAAUUUGGUCGUUGCAAUCCUGCUGAAGUUAAUGACCCUUCUUACGCGCACCCGCUGAUUGCAAUGGUGACGGCCAGGUCUUUAAUUUUUAUUGUUGUGUUUACCGCAACAACAACAGCUGUAUAUAUAAAACUUCACAACUGUGAGAGGAUGAUACUUUUACGAAGCAGUUCUUCAAAAACAACAAAUAAAAAUAAAAGCGUGAUGAAAAUGUUAGUCAUUAUGGCAACUGUAUUUGUAUUGUCAGUUAUACCACGAGAUAUUUUACAUUUAACUUUCACCAUUUCAUGGCAAAAUCCUUCUGAAGGAAUACCACAUGCUCGCAUAUCAGAAUUAAACAGUUGGCUUCGAUUACUACAAAUUAGUAAUGGAAUUUACAACGUAUUUAUUUACGGAAAAAUGUAUAAAAAUUUUUGGAAAAGUGUGCAAAUGAUGCUACGUUGUAAAUACACUCCUUUCGGGGUGUUUGAAAGUCAAAUGUCACACUUUGACCCAAGAAAAAGCAAUUCUCUUUAUUCAGACGAAACCAGAAGAGUAACAUUAACAAUCAUUUCGAACGAGACCGAUUUUGGCGGGAUGAACAAAUACCACUCAAUUAAAAGCAAAAGCAGUCAGUGCACUUUAUAGCCAAUAAUAAACGCAGAUUUUUUAUUAUAGCGUGUUUUUAUUAACAAAACAUGUUUCUCAUUUCUUAUAUGAAAUCAAUUUAAUAUAUACGAAGAGAACACCGGAAAUACACUAUAGUAAAAGGUUUUAAAAAAGUUUCUAUUGACCAUUUAUAAAAAUCUUUACAUAAAGCAAAGAAAACCAAAAAUGGAAAAAAAGUUAUA
Messenger RNA from Hydra vulgaris (swiftwater hydra), 1571 nucleotides. RefSeq names its product somatostatin receptor type 5. NCBI's taxonomy places the organism in Eukaryota, Metazoa, Cnidaria, Hydrozoa, Anthoathecata, Hydridae. Gene Ontology annotation, cellular component: plasma membrane. The record is from RefSeq and is a predicted model, not a curated record. Gene Ontology annotation, biological process: G protein-coupled receptor signaling pathway. Gene Ontology annotation, molecular function: G protein-coupled receptor activity.